AUGGGCCGUUACAGGAGACGGCUCCAACCGUCCAUGGGCGAGUUCAAGCGCAUGGUGGGGCUGGUGGUUUCCACUGAGGCCAAGAUGAGCGUCAUCGAGAUUCUGAAUGCCAUUCGAUCUCGAUGCCCAGAAUGGACUGUCACACCGUGCCGUCUGCGGAAGGCACUGGCAGCCUUGCAUGCAGAAACGAACCGAGGAGACGCUCCUCAGUCUGGCAAGUGCAGGAUCUAUCCGCAUGACGUCGUGGAGCUGCGACCUGGAUCCAGAAAGCAGAAGCUGCGGCGGAUGUGGCGCGGCCAGGUGUACCGCGUCUCUGGUUACGAUGACGGAGCGUCGUCAGAUGAGGAGCUACCUCCAGGACGAUGCAGCGUCUCCUGGAUUGGAGACAAUCUCCACCAGACACCGGGCUUGCGAAUGAAGGAAUCUUCUUUGCAGCUGAUCGAUAGACCCUUUGUCAUCGGAGAUCGCGUGUCUGCCGUCAAGGAUCCCCAGUCUCUGGGCCUUGUUGUGGAUGUUCGCCCCGCCUUCACCUUGCACAAGCGCGUGCAUGUUGCAGCUGCUGCCUACCGAGCUGGCCAGUUCUCCGUCGCAGAGGGGCUGUACACGGAGGCGCUGGAAUCUGCAGAGGAUGCCGAGUCCCGUACAUCUGCCCUGGUCAGUCGAGCCCAGUGCCGGCUGAAGCUGCAGCGCUUCGAAGAUGCACGGGAGGAUGCGGCGGCGGCACGUGCCCUUGCACCUGAGAACCCGAAAGCCUGGUAUCGCCUGGGCGUGGCCAACGCCCACCUGGCCAGACUCGAAGAGGCAGAGGAGGCGCUGAAGGAAGCUCUGUCCUUACGGCCCGCCGACAAAGAUGUAGCAUCUGCACUCACGUCUGUACGACGGCGGCUGCUGGAGGCAGAGGGCCGCUACGCCUGGCUGGAGGUGUAUGAGCAAUACUUCCAGACCGGCACUUUGGCAGUUGCCAAAGCCAAGCAGAAGCAGAUGUCGCAGGAGGGAGGAUCAGGUGCAGAGGGAGAAGACUUUGUCAUUGCAAGUCUGGAUGUGGAGCCGUAUGUAGGUCCCGUUCGGAUCGGCCAUUCCCCAGAGCGAGGCCGGGGCCUCUUCUUGACGGAAGACGUCCCGCAAGGAAGGCUACUCCUCUGUGCACAAGCCUUGGUAACCGGCCUGAACGAGGAUCUGCCGCGUCUUCUUCAAGAAGCUGCCAGAAGUGAGGAGGUCGGGCAAGUGCUGCGAAGUCUUUCGCGCGGCACCAAAGAAUCUGAAGAGGAGAUGCCACUUCUCAGCCCUGCGCAACUGGCAGCUCCGAGGAAGCUCCUGAGGGCAGAGGCCACAUCUGAAGUUGAAAGUUCGGUGGAAGAGAUGAAAGCCGUCUUAUACUACAAUCAGUUUGGCCUGCCCAUUGUGAACCCCAAUGCUGCACCUCUGGAGAUUGGCAACGAUCCUGAGCGCUCAGGGCUCUGGCUGCUACCGGUCUACGUAAACCACUCGUGUUUGCCCAACGUCCAGAGGCUGAUCGUUCUGGACUGCUUGUUCUUGCGAGCUGGCCGCGACCUCAAAGCUGGAGAGGAGCUCUUCGACAGCUACGCAGAGACCUUGCAGCCUUGGUACCGACGGCGGGACUCGUUGGCAAGCUAUGGCUUCCAUUGCUGCUGUGAGAGGUGCCGGCUUGAAGAGGCAGUGCUUGGCCAGCAACAAAAGGCUGUGGAAGACCUUCUGGAGCAGGCUGCAGAGGCGGUACGAGGGGCAGAUGGUGCGGAAUUAGCCGAACGCACGGAGGCCGUUGCCACCGGCGCCGAGGUAUUUACUGCCAAGACACUCGCAACUGCACUGCAAGAAGGGCGCGCUGCCACUCUGCAGAUGUCGAUGUACGAGUUGCCAGCCACCCCCCUCUCGGCUCAGAGGAUGGCAUUGCUUCGGGACGGCUUCGAGAGAUGUGUGGAUGAUGCGGAGCAGCGAUGCUUCGAGCAGCAAGACAAGCUGCAGGCACUUCUCCUGGGCAGCCUUGCAAACGUGCUGCGAGGCUUCGCACUAAGCCUGCGAGGCCUCAACCGCUAUGUGGAGGCAGCAGCUGCUUGGUCCAGAGUCUUGGAUGCUCUGGAGCAGGUGAUUCCGAGUUCCGAGCUUGCUGCAAUUGUUGCCAAUGACAUGCUGAGCAACAAGCUGCUGGCAUUCCAUCUGGACUACAAGAAAGCAGCUCAGAAGGAGCUUCGCCGGGCUCUUCUGCGAAGCCACCAGGCGUAUGGUGGAGGGGUAGCAACCUGGAGCUUCUUAACUUCCAAGCUCUUUGCGCAAUCCGUCUUGGACGGAGGCGCCGAAACUUGGAGAGCCAUGCAGAAGGAGCAGUCCAAGCUUGCGUCCGGCCGGGAGCAGGGCUACUGCCCAAAGGAUGCCACCGUGGCGGCUGCAGAAGAGCAUAAAGAGGAGAAGCCAGGUUUCGAGGACCUGCUCCGCAAGCAAGCUGUGCGCAGGACGCAAGAGAAGCUUGAAGUGCGAGAGCACAAAACAGUGGAGAGGUCUGCCCCGCCGCCCAGUGCCAAAGUAGCACCGACAGCACCGAGAGGGCAGAUGCUUUCCACAGAGGGGGAGGGCGGUGCCCAGAAUCCCAGCCAUCCGGUGGUUGCUGAAGGCGUGAGCCGUGUGAACAAUGCCAACUGCACUGUCACAACCGAAACGGGCGCAGACGGCUUUGACUUUGUCACAGUGGUGGUUCACCUGCCGGGCCUCAGCUCAGCGGCCGAGGCAUCCCUGGAGGUCUCGGAGACUGAGCUGAAGGUCACCAGCCUGAGGCCAGAUGCACCUCACAAUGUCCAUACCACGCUCCCGGUGAAAGUGGAGACCUCGAGCAGUACGGCCAAGUGGUCACGGCGCAUGCAACAGCUGACGAUCAGGCUUAGGGCGGUGCAAAAAGCAGAACGCAGCUAA
Molecule: messenger RNA, 2922 nt
Organism: Symbiodinium natans
Lineage: Eukaryota; Dinophyceae; Suessiales; Symbiodiniaceae
Source: the annotation of a GenBank genome assembly